Molecule: messenger RNA, 1746 nt
Organism: Aphis gossypii (cotton aphid)
Lineage: Eukaryota; Metazoa; Arthropoda; Insecta; Hemiptera; Aphididae
Product: allatostatin-A-like
Exons: 3
Coding region: 145-945 (266 amino acids)
Source: RefSeq, a predicted model, not a curated record
AAUAUCACCCCUCGAGUCUGUCCGACGUGAACUAACUGGCCACUUUGAAAAGUUGUUGUUAACCGACGACUCUAUCCUAAACACAUACCACAGCAACACGGUAGUUUUUACACGCACCAGCUCUGAGAAUAUACACAGGACAAAAUGCAUCAUAGUUGUUGCAUGUGGAUUUUAGUGAUCGCAACAGCGGUAUGGACGGAUGCAAUGGCAGGACACGAAGACAAAGUGGGGAUUAAAAGUCAACAGGCGCAGCAACAGCAACAAUCCGAUAUUAUGCAAACAAUGGCGGACGGUCAUCCGUCAAUGCAUAUGACGUCUCCGGCAGAGAGUUAUUUCAACGAUCCGCUGGGUCCGUUGGGCUAUCUGGCCAAACGUGCUCACAAGCAAUACGGAUUUGGACUAGGCAAACGUCUUUACCGGCAAUAUGAGUUCGGGUUAGGCAAACGGUCGACGUCAAAGCAGUACGGAUUCGGUCUGGGCAAACGGGCUGCGCUCAAGCAGUACGAGUUCGGCUUAGGAAAACGGGCUUCGCCAUCAUCCUUCUAUAGUUUUGGUCUGGGACGGAGAGCUACGCCACAAUACAAUUUUGGAAUCGGAAAACGGGUGUCGCAGCCGUCGUUCUUAAACGUGGACGAUCGGGAAUCGGACUACACGUACAACGACUUGUCGGAGGAGAGGAAGAGGACGGCCGACGAUAUGGGUCACGGCCAGCGGUUCGCUUUCGGGCUGGGCAAACGAGGUGCGGGGGCGGAAUGGGAAGACGGCGACGGCGAAGGCGACGACUCGGCGCCCAUGUGGCACCCGGCCGUCAGACGGGCACGUCUACAGUACGGAUUCGGACUUGGCAAAAGGGCUGACCGCGACUAUGACGCCGCCGCGGGUACGGAGUACGCGGAUUCGCUACAAUUAGCCGACGACGUCGCCGCCGCUGACAUCAAUAACUAAACAAAAAUAACAAAUUUUCACCCAAACACACACACACACACACACACACACACACAGACAAAUACAAUAUAUACACAAGCGAACAGCCCCGUAAACGUAUUAUAGGUGGAGAUUAGUUUGUUUUUUUUUUGGGAGGGGGGAGGGACUUAGCCUCUCGAUACGAUUUUCUUUUUUUUUUUUUUUUUUUGAUUUUAACGUUUAACAAAUAUUGUUAUAUUUCAUAACGUCCAAUACGGUAUAACGAUCUGUUAAACUAUACCGCGGUGUAUGGUAUUUUUGGCCCGACUAUUCCCAAACCGUCUCUCGUCUUGGAAAUAAAAUAAAAUGUAUUUUAUCAGAAGUAUAUUCGAAAACUGCAAUUAAACAGUUCAACAUAUGUUUUUGGUUUUUUUUUUUUUUUUGUUAUUGAAAUAUUUUAAUGUAUCUGAUUUUUGUUAACUUUCAUUAAAAUAAUGACGUGUUGUAUCAUCAUGAUUCAUGUUUAAUUGUAUAAAAUAACCAAAAGCCAAUUAAAUAUAAUAUAAUAUAAUAUAAUUAUACUUAUAAUAAGAAAGGGAACAUAUAAACAAUUGAAACAUAGUGGUUUUCGUAUUUGUUUGCAUUUUUAAACGAAUGAUUCAUUAAAAAAAAAAAAAAAAAAAUUAAGCCCCACUAAUAUUCGAUUAAAUCUCCACCUAUGAAACAUUUACAAUCAUGCAUAAUGUUUUAUAAAAUUCAGUAUCUACACUCAACUCACAGAAACGUAUUAUUAAAAAAAAACUAAUAAAAUUACAAUAAUAAAGAAAACAGACCGACGAUUUA